Ramularia collo-cygni is the source of this 708-nucleotide messenger RNA. RefSeq lists its product as uncharacterized. NCBI's taxonomy places the organism in Eukaryota, Fungi, Ascomycota, Dothideomycetes, Mycosphaerellales, Mycosphaerellaceae. The coding region runs from base 1 to 708 and encodes 235 amino acids. The record is from RefSeq and is a predicted model, not a curated record. The transcript has 3 exons.
AUGGGUAUGCUCGGUGCCAACCUCCCAACGCAUUCGAGUGCUUUCGGCGACAUCUGUCAAGAAGCAGUCACCAAGCUUAAUGAAGGCCAACGAGAACUCAGCCGCCAAUUCACGCCGGUCAUUGCUGCCGCUAUGGAACCCGUUUACGAGCAAUGCAACCAAGAGAGCGGCAAAGGCUCGUUUGCGCGCAUGAAGGCCGCGAUGGCUGCCCACGUGGGUGGCAAGGGUCCCGACAUGUUCCAGGACGCUUCCGAACAGGUCAAGGCAAGCUUAAGGGCGCUUUGCAAGGGAAUAACAAAGUUCUACCUCGAGAAGAUGGACGACGUCUUCCUCGCUAUGAAGCGCGACUAUCUCGGUAUCGUUGGAGGAGUUGUGGGCCAGAUCACCAUGCCAAAGGAGGAGCGAAUGGUGCGGAGGGCAGUCGAUGAAGCUAUCAGUGCCGCUGAUGGCAUAUUCAGCGAGGUCCUUGACGGUGAUCUUGAGGACCUCAAGGUCAAAUUCUCUGCUCCCAUCGACGAUGCCACUGGUGAUGAGCCCAAAGACGACAUCAUAUUCACGGAGAACGACGACGAAGACGACGCUGAAGAGGAUGGCGGUGACGAGACAGCGGAUGAGAACGACGACGCUGAUGAUAUUAUGACAAACCAAGGCAACACUGCUACUGAGGCGGAUACCCCGGUCAUCCCUGGAGCCUCUUUGGAGGAUUAG